CGGCUCUGCGGCGGCGGCCGCCAUCUUGUGUCUGGGACCGAAGCAGCCCGUAGAAGGGCUGAGACUCCAGGCGCCGGGGCUGGCCUUAGGCGGCGGCAAGGGCACUUCAUUAAGCUCGGAACGGCGACGGAGACUGCAGCGACUGCGGUGAUCGGGCCCCGGGGAACAGGCCUUGGUAACGGGCCUGCCUCCAGGGCUGCCGGCCACCCCUUUCCCCCUCCCCGAGAUCUUCCUUCUCACUCCCCAUCUGCCCCGAUCUCCCCUUAUUCGCCUCGUCUACCUAGAUCUUUCCUCCCCCCCUUCCAUUGCUCUGAUCUUGCCUUCCUCCCCAGCUGCCUUCUCCCCCCCCUCCACCCCCUGCUGCGAUUUCUCCACCCCCCAGAGGGCGGGGCUACCGCUCAGUCAGCCCCACCCGGGAUUCUGCCCGAGGGGUGGGGCGGGGCCCUGCCCGAGGGGUGUGUGUGUGUGUGUAUGUAUGUAUUUUGGGGGGCAGGCGGGCUCCUGCCUUCCUUUCUUCAUCCGGGGGCUUUGGAUCGGUGAGCUGGUGGAGGCUGCUGGAGAUUAGGCAAAAGAGCACCUUGGACAGCGCCUCCCUUUCUUCAGUUCCCCUCCCCCAAGCCUUCUUGUUCUCCUUGUGGUUUGGAGCCUCUUUGACCAGCACCAGGGAGUGGUAGAAGAGGCCCAGAGGAAAGAUAGAUGUCCAGCUCGCCGCUGUCCAAGAAGCGUCGCGUGUCCGGGCCUGAUCCAAAACCAGGUUCUAACUGCUCUCCUGCCCACCCUGUUCCCUCUGACGCACCCACUGCACCUGCCAACGGAAUGGCCAAGAACGGGAAUGAGGCAGAUAUCGACGAGGGCCUGUACUCCAGGCAGCUGUAUGUACUAGGCCAUGAUGCCAUGAAACGACUUCAGACCUCUAGUGUCCUAGUAUCUGGUCUCCGGGGCCUGGGAGUUGAGAUUGCCAAGAACAUCAUCCUUGGUGGGGUCAAAGCUGUUACCCUACAUGAUCAGGGUGCUGCCCAGUGGGCUGAUCUCUCUUCCCAGUUCUAUCUUCGAGAAGAAGAUGUGGGCAAGAACCGGGCAGAGGUUUCACAACCCCGUCUGGCUGAGCUCAAUGCCUAUGUUCCCGUCUGUUCCUACACAGGGCCUCUCACUGAGGACUUCCUCAGCAGCUUCCAGGUUGUUGUCCUCACCAACUCUCCCCUGGAGGAGCAGUUGCGUGUAGGCCAGUUCUGCCACGGUCAUGGUAUCAAGCUGGUGGUGGCAGACACCCGGGGCCUCUUUGGCCAGCUGUUCUGCGACUUUGGGGAGGAGAUGAUUCUGACAGAUGCCAAUGGGGAGCAGCCACUUAGUGCCAUGGUCUCCAUGGUGACCAAGGACAAUCCUGGUGUGGUCACCUGCCUGGACGAGGCCCGGCAUGGCUUUGAAAGUGGCGACUUUGUCACUUUCACUGAGGUACAAGGCAUGAGUGAACUCAAUGGCAUAUCACCCAUGGAGAUCAAGGUCCUAGGUCCAUAUACCUUCAGCAUCUGUGACACGGCCAGAUUCUCUGACUACAUCCGAGGUGGGAUCGUCACCCAGGUCAAAGUACCGAAGAAGAUCAGCUUUAAAUCACUACCUGUAUCCCUGGCUGAGCCAGAAUUUGUGAUGACAGAUUUUGCCAAGUUUUCUCGCCCUGCCCACCUCCAUGUGGCCUUUCAGGCCCUGCACCAGUUCUAUAGCCAGCGAGGGCGGCUGCCCCACCCUCAGAAUCAGUUGGAUGCAGCUGAGAUGGUCAGCCUGGCACAGGGGAUUAAGGAAGCCGCCUCAUCUGGACUACUGCAGGAAGACCUGGAUGAGGAGCUGGUACGGCAGUUGGCCUACAUGGCAGCUGGAGACCUGGCCCCUAUCAAUGCUUUCAUUGGGGGCCUGGCUGCCCAAGAAGUCAUGAAGGCUUGCUCGGGAAAGUUCAUGCCCAUCAUGCAGUGGCUUUACUUCGAUGCUCUGGAGUGUCUGCCGGAGGACAGAGAGACCCUGACAGAAGACAAUUGUCGUCCGCGGCAGACACGUUAUGAUGGGCAAGUGGCUGUGUUUGGCUCCCAUCUGCAGGAGAAGCUUGGCAAGCAGAGGUACUUCCUGGUCGGGGCAGGGGCCAUUGGCUGUGAGCUGCUCAAGAACUUCGCCAUGAUAGGCCUGGGCUGUGGGGACAGCGGAGAGGUCAUUGUAACAGACAUGGACACUAUUGAGAAGUCCAACCUCAACCGGCAAUUCCUCUUCCGACCCUGGGAUGUCACGAAGCUCAAGUCUGACACGGCAGCUGCCGCCGUUCGCCAAAUGAAUCCACAGAUACAUGUGACGAGUCACCAGAACCGUGUGGGGCCUGACACUGAGCGGAUUUAUGAUGAUGACUUCUUCCAGGCCCUGGAUGGUGUGACCAAUGCCUUGGACAAUGUUGAUGCACGCAUGUAUAUGGACCGUCGCUGCGUGUACUACCGGAAGCCUCUGCUGGAGUCAGGAACCCUGGGGACCAAGGGCAACGUCCAGGUGGUGAUCCCUUUCCUCACCGAGUCUUAUAGUUCAAGCCAAGACCCUCCAGAAAAAUCAAUCCCCAUCUGUACCCUCAAGAACUUCCCCAAUGCCAUUGAGCACACACUGCAGUGGGCCCGGGAUGAGUUUGAAGGCCUCUUCAAGCAGCCAGCAGAGAGCGUCAAUCAGUACCUCACAGACCCAAAGUUCGUGGAGCGAACACUGCGACUGGCAGGGACACAGCCCCUGGAGGUGCUGGAGGCCGUGCAACGGAGUUUGGUGCUACAGCGCCCCCGUAGCUGGGCUGAUUGUGUGGCCUGGGCUUGCCUCCACUGGCAUGCUCAAUAUGCCAACAACAUCCGUCAACUCUUGCACAACUUCCCUCCUGAGCAGCUGACAAGCUCUGGUGCCCCCUUCUGGUCUGGACCCAAAAGAUGUCCUCAUCCCCUCACCUUCGAUGUCCACAAUCCCCUGCAUCUGGAUUACAUCAUGGCGGCUGCCAACCUGUUUGCUCAGACGUAUGGGCUGGUGGGCUCUCGGGACAGAGCAGCUGUGGCUACACUUCUCCAAACCGUGCACAUCCCAGAAUUUACUCCCAAGUCUGGCGUCAAGAUCCACGUCUCUGACCAGGAGCUACAGAGUGCCAAUACCUCUGUUGAUGACAGCCGACUAGAAGAAUUGAAGGCCACGCUUCCGAGCCCAGAGAAGCUGUCUGGAUUCAAGAUGUAUCCCAUUGAUUUUGAGAAGGAUGAUGACAAUAACUUCCACAUGGAUUUCAUUGUGGCAGCCUCCAACCUUAGGGCUGAGAACUAUGACAUUCCCCCUGCUGACCGGCACAAGAGCAAGCUGAUUGCUGGGAAAAUCAUCCCAGCCAUCGCCACGACCACCGCGGCUGUGGUUGGUCUCGUGUGCCUGGAGCUGUACAAGGUGGUGCAGGGCCACCAGCGGCUUGAGGCCUACAAGAACGGCUUUCUCAACCUUGCCCUGCCAUUCUUUGGCUUCUCGGAGCCCAUUGCGGCACCCCGUCACAAGUACUAUGACCAUGAGUGGACACUGUGGGAUCGUUUUGAGGUCAAGGGACUGCACCCUGGGGGCGAGGAGAUGACCCUCAAGCAAUUCUUGGACUACUUCAAGGUGCCAGGGUUGGGGGUAAAAAGGGAAAGGAGAGGCUAUGGGAUGGGGCAAGGGGGGGGGGGGUUAGUCCCUCUGACCACGGAGUGGUUCCCUCACAGACAGAGCACAAGCUGGAGAUCACAAUGCUGUCCCAGGGUGUGUCCAUGCUCUACUCUUUUUUCAUGCCAGCUGCUAAGCUCAAGGAGCGGCUGGACCAACCGUGAGUGUUCCCAUGGCCUGCCAUGGGAAAUGGCAGGGAAGGUUGGGCCCAAGUCUGUGGGUUGGCUUGGCCUUUACCACCCUCUUUCUUACUACCCUCAUAGGAUGACUGAGAUCGUGAGCAGGGUGUCAAAGAGAAAGCUGGGCCGCCAUGUGCAAGCUUUGGUACUGGAGCUGUGCUGUAAUGACGACAGUGGUGAGGACGUGGAGGUACCCUACGUGCGCUACGCCAUCCGCUGACCCCUCUCCUGGGCCUCCCCCUCUGGGGGGCUGGGACCCCCCACCCCACCCCCUUUGCCUAGGGCACUGGAGGGCAUGACUUUGUACUGACCCCGGAAUAAAGUUAUUGACGGAAACCAAA
Monodelphis domestica (gray short-tailed opossum) is the source of this 4195-nucleotide messenger RNA. Lineage: Eukaryota; Metazoa; Chordata; Mammalia; Didelphimorphia; Didelphidae. The record is from RefSeq and is a predicted model, not a curated record.